Messenger RNA from Aaosphaeria arxii CBS 175.79, 1552 nucleotides. RefSeq names its product MFS general substrate transporter. Gene Ontology annotation, molecular function: allantoate transmembrane transporter activity; dipeptide transmembrane transporter activity. The record is from RefSeq and is a predicted model, not a curated record. Gene Ontology annotation, cellular component: plasma membrane. Gene Ontology annotation, biological process: allantoate transport; transmembrane transport; dipeptide transport. NCBI's taxonomy places the organism in Eukaryota, Fungi, Ascomycota, Dothideomycetes, Pleosporales. Bases 1 to 1488 code for a protein of 495 amino acids. The transcript is spliced from 4 exons.
AUGACAGACAUCGUAAAGUCCAAUGGAGAUGAGCAGGUUGAGAUCUCGACCACAAAAGAAGGCCAAGAGCUUGCAGUCGCCUACCAGAUCGAUCCAGUAGAGGAGAAGGCAGUGUUGAGAAAGCUCGACCGCGUGAUUCUUCCGCUCAUGGCUCUUGUAUACUUUUUUCAAUACCUUGAUAAACAGAGUAUCAAUUAUGCAGCGGUAUUUGGUCUUUCGGACGAUCUUCAACUCUCCGGUACAGAGUUCUCCUGGGCUAUUUCUCUCUUCUACUUCGGCCAGUUUGUCUCCGAGUAUCCUGCAGCAUACAUGAUGAGUAGAUUCCCAAUCACCCUGUUCGUUGGGAUAACAGUCAUUCUCUGGGGUUUAUGCGAAAUAAGCCUUGGGGCUACGCAAAACUGGCCGGGGCUGGCAACUGCAAGAUUCUUCCUAGGCUUCACGGAGGGAGCUGUUGCCCCCUCAUUCAUGAUCAUUACAAGUGGCUGGUAUAAACGUAGUGAGCACCCAGUGAGAAUCGCCACAUGGGUUUCCAUGUUCGGUAUCUCUCAAAUCGUUGGCGGAGUUAUGAUGUACUGCAUUGGUGGCGCUCACAUGGCUCUUGCAUCGUGGCGCGUUCUUUUCCUCGUUUGCGGUGGUCUUACUGUUACUUGUGGCAUACUCUUCAUGAUUUUCAUGCCUCGCAGUACCACGACCGCAUGGUUCUUAAACGAGCGAGAACGAAACAUCGCAACUGAGCGACUGGCAGUUGAUCGCGCGACACGAGACCGAUCCUCUUUCGACGUAGCACAACUGAAGGAAGCGUUGACCGACCCGCGGACCGCCCUAUAUGCACUCAUGGCACUGUUCAUCACCCUCCCAACACCAAUCGUCAAGUUCUCUUCUCUCGUCAUCAGCGGCUUCGGCUUCACGCCGUUCAGAACAAUGCUUGUUGGACUACCAGGCGGUGCGAUAUCAUUCGCGCUCGUCUGGGUAGGUGCCUUAGGUCCUGCACUUCGACCUAACACCCGCUGCUUCAUCGGCAUCUUUGUCGCUGCUAUGCCAAUGAUGGGCACAUUACUUCUACUGCUUCUACCUGCUAGCAAUAGUUGGGGCAUCGUGGUCAGCACAUGGUUUGCUGGAUCCACUGCGCCGCCCCUGUCCGUCACUGUUGGCCUCAUGGCAUCGAAUGUCAAAGGAAACACCAAGAAAUCUGUGGUUAGCGCAGUCUUCUUCAUCUUCUACACUAUAGGAUGCAUUGUGGGCCCACAGUUAUGGCAGAAGAAAGACGCGCCAAGGUAUACCAAAGGAUGCAUCACAAGUGUGGUCAGCUUUUGUUGCCUAAUCAUUUGCUACAUUGUGUACUACAUGACUGCGAAGAUCAGUAAUCGGAACAGAGAGGCGAUUAUGGACAUGGACGAACCUAUGGACAGUAAUGGGUGCCAAGUUGGCGUCAGUGUGGAUUCUGAUCACACUGAGAAGCAAGAUAUGGCUUUUAGAUACAGCUACUAAAUGGAUGCAGAGAGUCGUCAUCUAUCGCAAGGUCUUGUAGGACUCUUUACAUCUUAGAAUGGGG